Molecule: messenger RNA, 1338 nt
Organism: Plasmodium gallinaceum
Lineage: Eukaryota; Apicomplexa; Aconoidasida; Haemosporida; Plasmodiidae
Product: GAS8-like protein, putative
Exons: 4
Coding region: 1-1338 (445 amino acids)
Biological process (GO): cell motility
Cellular component (GO): Golgi apparatus; motile cilium; microtubule
Molecular function (GO): microtubule binding; small GTPase binding
Source: RefSeq, a predicted model, not a curated record
AUGAAUAAAAAUAAACUAAAUAAAAAUAAAUUAGUUAAAAGUAAGGUUAAUAAAUUGAAAAAAUUAUCAAAUGGAGAAAUAGAAAAUUUAAUAAAAAAUAAAAAAGAGGAAUUAACUAGAACAAUUCAAAAAAAACGUCUUUUAGAAAAAAGACUAGAUGAAAAAAAUAAUGAGUUAGACAAUUUUAAAAAAGAAUACAAUGAGAUAAAAAAUAAAGUAGAUUCUAUUAAUAAAGAUUGUGAAAAAUGUAAUGAAAAAGUAAAAGAAGAAAAAAGCAUAAUAAGAAAAAAAUCUAUAUUUUAUAAUUUUCAAAACUCAGAAGAGUUGAAAAAAUUAAAAAAAGAAAAAGAGGAACUUAAAACAUUAAUAGAUAAGAGACAUGAAGAAACAAUGAAUAAUUUAAUGAGUUACAUAGAAAAACAAAGAAUUGAUUUGGAUUACGAAAAAAACAAAAAUUUUGAUGAAAUAAAUGAAUUAAAUAUAUCCUCUAAUUUAAAAAUAAGAAAAAUAGAGGAAUUAUUUACAAAAUAUUUAAAUGAAUUUGAAAAUGAUAAAAAAGAAGAAAUGGUUGAUAUGCUGGAAAAUUAUAGUAUAAUGGAAAGAAAUGAGAUCAUAUAUUUAAAAAAUUUAUAUAAUGAUCAUAUUAAAAAUAUUAAUGAAAUUCACAUGAAUGUACUUCAGAAUUAUAAAAAAUAUUACAUCGAUAGAAUAAAAGAAAAUAUAAAUAAAAUAAAAUUAUUAAAAAAAAAAAUAAAUGAGCUAGAAAUAUGUGAUAAAGAAAUAAAAAAUGAUUUAAAUAUAUAUAAUGAUCAGAACUGUUCAAUAAUAGAAGAUAUAAAAAAUUUAGAAAUAAAAAGAGAAAACCUUGAAAAAGACUUAAAAUUUUAUUCAAAGGAUUUUAUUAUGCACAAAAAUUUAGAAUUAAUUUACAAUGAAAGUGAUAUAUAUAUUAAAAAUUUGAAACUAUUUUCUCAAAAUUCAAAAGAAAAAAUAAAUGAAAUUGAGAAGGAGUUAAAAAUAUUAUCUGAAGAUAUAAAAGUAGACGAAUAUUUUGAAAAUGUUAAAAAUAAAAAUAUUCUUUUAAAAAAGGAAAUAGAAAAUAUUGAUAUAGAUUUAGAUAAGGUAAAUGAACAGUUAACAUCAUUUAUAAAUGAAAAUAAUAUAAAAAAGGAAGAUGUAUUAAGAGUCAAAAAAGGAAUUAAUUUAUGCAUAAAAACAUACAACAAAGAAUAUGAUAAUUUAUUAUAUGCAGAAAAAAAAAUAAAAAAUAAAAUAAAAGACAAUGUGAAUAUUUAUGAGAAAAAACUAAAAGAUAUAGAUAUAAAAAAGGAUAAUUAA